Molecule: messenger RNA, 1307 nt
Organism: Oppiella nova
Lineage: Eukaryota; Metazoa; Arthropoda; Arachnida; Sarcoptiformes; Oppiidae
Source: the annotation of a GenBank genome assembly
AUAUUUUAUAAAAUAGGUUUUAUUAAACCUAAUAAACACGAAUAUAAAUAGUACUAAAAAAUAGUUGUAUUAAUAGUACCCAUAAUAAUAAUAUAAUGAGGACUUCUAGUCUUAAAAUAGUUUUCCUACUAAUGCUGAACGCCUACCAGCGCUGUCUCGCAUCAGACAAAUGGCCAAACCAUGACAUCUCGACACUGAAACUGUUGCAGAUUGUGCACCGGCAUGGGGACAGGGCUCCAAUAAGCUUCCCACCCAACGACCCCUACCAAGACAUCAAGUACUGGCGCGAAGGUAUAGGUCACCUGAACUCUAAAGGCAAGUACAGGAUGUAUAAGUUGGGUGAAUACAUACGCCAAGAGUACGACCAGUAUUUGGGCGAUGAGUACUCGCCCCGCGAGGUAUACACCAGGAGUUCGCUGUCGCACCGGUGUAUUGAGAGUGUGUCGUCUCUGUUGGCCGGCGCCUACCCGCCCCGCAAUCAACACUGGCAAUGGGGUAAUGCCAGCGACGCUCAGUUAGGCACUCUUUGGCAGCCCUUCCCUAUCGAGACAUUUAUGCCUAAAAGAGAUGACAUUGUGUUGAGACAAGAGAAGCCCUGUCCCGCUGUUUACAUGGAAAAGGAGUUAAUCUAUAAGAGACCUGAAGUGCAGGAAUACCUCAAGAAUAAGACCGAUCUGUUUGAUAGGCUGUCGGCGGUUGUGGGCUAUCCCGUGGAUAGUAUCAAAAAAUGCGGUCAAUUACACACUGCCCUACAAAUUGAGAUGAGCGCCGGUCUCUACUGGUCUCACGUGUGGACACGCGAUGAACAACAAGAGAUUGUGGAUCAGCUCCUGGAUGUGCACCGUAUGGCUUACAGACUCGAUUGGGACAGUACUGUAAUCAAGCGUCUGAGAGCCGGCGGUUUAGUCAAGGAAUUGACCAAAAAUUUUAAAUCAGUUAUUAAGGGAACAAACGAUAAGAAACUAUACAUAUAUUCCACACACGACUCAAUGUUGGCGGCUCUCAUGCACGGCCUCAACAUAUUUGAUGGGGAACUGCCGUUAUUCGGGUCGACUCUACUACUGGAGCUGCACCAGAAUCCCGGUGAGGAACAGUAUUACGUUAAGAUCUAUUAUUUAAGGGACACCUAUAGUGGUGUCCCCACCCCUUUACCACUGGGUGACUGCCAAAACAAAAUCGACUGUCCGUUACCGGAGUUUUUUGAGUCGACAAACCCUUUAAUUUAUCAUAAUUUCAAGAAAGAGUGCAAAAACUUUAUAAAUCAUGAGAAGUAUACUUACGAUGAAAAGCUAUAUUUUAUCAGAUGA